Paramecium tetraurelia is the source of this 1536-nucleotide messenger RNA. RefSeq lists its product as uncharacterized. Gene Ontology annotation, molecular function: dihydrolipoyl dehydrogenase (NADH) activity; flavin adenine dinucleotide binding. Gene Ontology annotation, cellular component: mitochondrion; oxoglutarate dehydrogenase complex. The record is from RefSeq and is a predicted model, not a curated record. Lineage: Eukaryota; Ciliophora; Oligohymenophorea; Peniculida; Parameciidae. The transcript is spliced from 3 exons.
AUGUUUAAGACAAGAUAUUUAAUAACCAACUAAUUGACUCAUUUCUAAAGAUCAUCAUUCUCAAGUCAACCAUUUGAUUUAGUAGUAAUUGGUGGUGGUCCUGGUGGAUAUGUUGCUGCCAUCAAAGCUGCUCAAUUGGGCUUAAAGACAGCUUGUGUUGAAAAGAGAGGCUCUCUUGGAGGUACUUGCUUGAAUGUAGGCUGCAUUCCAUCUAAAGCUCUUCUGAACAUCAGCCAUAAAUACGAAGAUGCUCACAAAAACUUCAAAGGAUUAGGAAUCAAGGUUGAUAAUCUUGGAGUUGAUUGGGCAUAAGUAUAAAAGAAGAAAGGUGAUAUAGUUGGGUCACUUACUAAAGGAAUUGAAGGUCUCUUUGCCAAAAACAAGGUUUCCUAUUAUAAGGGUUGGGGCAAAUUUGCAUCUAAAAAUGAAAUCACCAUUGAUUUAAAUGACGGAAAGAAGGAGACAAUUACAACUAAGAAUACACUUAUUGCAACAGGUAGUGAACCAACACCCUUCCCAGGUUUAGACUUUGAUGAGAAGAUAGUCAUCUCAAGUACUGGAGCAUUGGCUCUUCAAUAAAUUCCUAAAAAAUUGGUAGUCAUUGGAGGUGGAGUCAUUGGAGUUGAAAUGGCCUCUGUAUAUUAAAGAUUGGGAACAGAAGUUACAGUCGUUGAAUACUUAGACAACAUAUGUGGAGCUAUAGAUCUUGAAGUGUCAAAAGCAUUCUAAAAAAUAUUAACAAAAUAAGGAAUCAAAUUCUUAAUUGGACACAAAGUCUUGGGCGGAAAGAAUCUUGGCAAUGGUGCUGAAGUCACCAUUGAACCAGUCAAAGGUGGUGAUAAAAUCACAUUGACAGCCGAUCACGUUUUAGUGAGCACAGGAAGACGUCCAUAUACAUAAGGAUUAAAUGCUGAAUCUAUUGGUGUGAAGUUAGAUAAUAGAGGCAGAAUUUAAAUCGGACAUAAUUUUACAACUGGUGUAGAUGGUGUCUAUGCUAUUGGAGAUGUUGUUGAAGGUCCCAUGCUUGCCCAUAAAGCAGAAGAAGAAGGUAUUGCAGUUGCUGAAAUACUGACUGGAAAGGUUGGACAUGUCAAUUAUGAUGCCAUCCCAGGAGUCAUUUAUACCAACCCAGAAGUCGCCACCGUUGGAAAAACAGAGGAAGAAUUAAAGAAGGCAGGAGUGCAAUAUGCUAAAGGAUCCUUCCCAUUCUUGGCUAAUUCCAGAGCUAAGGCCAAUGAUGAAAUUGAAGGCUUCAUUAAAGUUUUGACAGAUAAAAAGACAGAUAAAUUGUUGGGAGUUCAUAUUGUGGGACCAAAUGCAGGAGAAAUGAUUGCAGAGGCUGUUUUGGGAAUUGAAUAUGGAGCUGCUUCCGAAGAUCUUGCUAGAACUUGCCAUGCUCAUCCAACAUUAAGUGAAGCUUUAAAGGAAGCAUGUAUGAGUGCUCAUUUCAAACCAAUCCAUAUGUGAAAAAAGGAGUAGAUGAUAAUGAACAGUAUAAAUAUUCAAUAAAUUUUAUUUGAUAGACAUCUCUUUUUC